CAGAAAAUCAGAACCCAAUCUAAACGCGUUCAUUAAGCACAUUUCCCGCUAAUCUCUUAAAUCCUUUUUGACAACAUGAAGUUCGCCUUUGCCGUAGUCUUGUUGGCCCUUGCUGUUGGUGUCCAAUCGUCUGGUUGGGGCGGUCCCUGGGGAGGCCCAUGGGUUGGAGCCUGGGGCGCUCAUGGUGCAUGGGGUGGUCCAUGGGCCGGACCAUGGGGAGGUCAUGCCGCUGUUGACCUUAGUGCCCAUGCUCCAUGGGGACUGGCCGGUCACGGUGCCUGGGGUGGAUAUCCCGGCAUUUCAUUGAGCCAAGGACCAGGACAUGCUCAUGCCGCUCAUGGACCCGGUGUUUACGUUGCCAAGACCCGUGGUGCUGUCCACACAGCUCCCUUAGCCGGCCAUGUUAACUCUGCCACUUCUGUGAAUGUGGCUCCUGCACCAGGCACCCAUUAAAGAACUUCGCCGCAGCUGACAAAGGACACAAACUAGAUUUACACCUUCAUUUUCCCCCUCUUUUCUAUAUUCCCUUAACUGGGGACUUUUACAACAGCAACAACAAAUGCAACAUACUCCGACUUUCUUUUGCCACAUUUCCUUCUAAUCUUCAUAUCUACUUUCUGUUCUCAUCUAUGCCUAAUUUAUCUGCCUUGUAACUUGAGAGUAUUGCAACAAGAAAAUCUAAAAAAAAAUGUAAAAAACACAAUUUCAUGAAUUUGUCUUUGCUCUUUUAUAAGCCACACAUGUUUUUCUGUUACCAAACUUGUGAUAUAAACAAGAAAUGAAAUAGAGUUGAAAAAACCAA
Molecule: messenger RNA, 802 nt
Organism: Stomoxys calcitrans (stable fly)
Lineage: Eukaryota; Metazoa; Arthropoda; Insecta; Diptera; Muscidae
Product: adult cuticle protein 1-like
Exons: 2
Coding region: 76-453 (125 amino acids)
Source: RefSeq, a predicted model, not a curated record